Molecule: messenger RNA, 1728 nt
Organism: Scheffersomyces amazonensis
Lineage: Eukaryota; Fungi; Ascomycota; Pichiomycetes; Serinales; Debaryomycetaceae
Product: tRNA (guanine-N2-)-methyltransferase
Exons: 1
Coding region: 108-1421 (437 amino acids)
Biological process (GO): methylation
Cellular component (GO): cytoplasm
Molecular function (GO): nucleic acid binding; methyltransferase activity
Source: RefSeq, a predicted model, not a curated record
AGUGAAAAAUAUGAGCCGCAUCAUAAUGAAAAAUCUCAAUUUUAUAUAGAGAUGAGUUAGAACUCUAUCUGUUUUACCACUAAGAACAAGAAAUAAAGUAGUACCUAAUGAAGGAAUAUUUGAUAUAUUUUGCUCAGGCAUAUCCAAACUUUAGACGAGCUGAGCUUGAGUCAUUAGCGGAUUUGUACAACAUACCGUUGGAUUUACAACAUCACGAUGAGACAUCUCCAUUUCUUAUAGUCAAGUUAGAAAACGAUGAACAAGCUCGUAACAUUAUGCAAAGAUCGGUUUUAAGUAAGGGAAUUUAUGAAUUAUGGGGCCACGGAAAGAGUGUAGAAGAAUUACAUGCUGAUAUAAAAGCUAGAAGUACAGACAAAUUUGAAAUAUUUAAAGAAAGAUCAUUCCGAUUUAAUUUCAUAGGUUAUAAAGGUAGUAGAAGUAAUAGACAAAGAGUAAAAUUAAUAGAAUCCUUUUCAUAUAUGGCAUUCACAGGUCGAGUUAGUAUGGAUAAUCCUCAAGAAAUUUAUACUGUGUUAGAAGAAUACGAAGUCACAGGUAUGGCAAAGGCAACUACUCCAAUUAACUUAUGGUUAGGAAGACAAAUCCAAUUAAGUGCAAGAUCAGAAAACAUAUUGGAUAAAUAUGACUUAAGAACAAGAAAGUAUAUUGGGACUACUUCAUUUGAUGCAGAAUUAUCAUUAGUAUCUUGUAACAUAGCACAAGUUGCACCUGGAAAGAUUACUUAUGAUCCAUUUACUGGUACAGGAUCCUUUUUGGUCGCGGCUGCCAAUUAUGGUGGAUUACCAAUAGGUUCUGACAUUGACGUAAGAAUGCUUAAAGGUAAGGGGGAUGAUUGCAAUAUACAGUCCAACUUCAAACAAUACAAUACUUCAUUAUAUUUCCUAGACACUAUGACAAUGGAUUUUACCAAUAAUGCUUUGAGAACAGAUUUUGUCAUAGACACUAUCGUUUGUGAUCCACCUUAUGGAGUGAGAGAAGGCUUAAGGGUAUGUGGGGCUAAGAAUCCUGAAAAGGCAGCUGGAAGAGAGAAUGUAGUUAUUGAUGGAGAAAAGGCUCAUCUUAGAAGAGACUUUAUCCCUCCUAAAAAGCCCUACGAGUUAUCAAAUUUGCUUGAUGAUCUCUUAACUUUUGCUGCCAACAGAUUACCUGUCCAUGGUAGACUAGCAUUCUGGAUGCCCACCGCCAAUGAUGACUUUGAAAUAAAUCAAAUUCCUCAACAUGAAAAUUUGGAAUUACUUUACAACUUAGAACAAGAAUUUAAUAAAUGGUCUAGAAGGUUGCUUGUAUAUGUCAAGCGUGAUGACAAAUAUAAAGGGGAAACUACUAAUGGUUUGAAGAGUCAAAAUAUUAAGAAUUUUAGAGAUAGAUAUUUCAACGGUUUCAAUGAAAAGAGCAGAUGAAUACGGCCCAAAUUGUCCCGGUCUUGUAUAUAUAAUUUAGGCAUACUUUAGUUUAUAGUCCCAAUUCAAUAAAUGCUCUUAAUUGCUGUGGGGUUAUAAAAUUAUUCGCAUAUGGGUCUUAAAGUUGAGUUGUAUUUCUAAUUCAUUGAUACGCCCUAGAAUAUUAUGCACUUACAGUUCUAGUCGCUGCGAUAAUUUUGCAGCCGAGCAACACAAGAUAUGCGCAUAGUGGGAAUUUUUCUCCUGGAUCCAAUACUAAGAUCAAUAUAUUUUAAUACUACCUACAGCUUACAGUCUCCUAUAAUUG